UUCGCUGGCAACAGUUCAGGCACAUUUAUCAGUGCAUCAGGAGACAAAUCUGGCAUUUUAGACAUGUUAGAGAGGAAAAUUGCUAGAGUUACAAUGAUUCCAAGGAGCCAUGGGGAAAAAUUCAAUAUAUUGAAGUAUGAGGUUGGCCAGAAAUAUGAUUCUCAUUACGAUGCGUUCAACCCAGAUGAAUACGGCAUUGUUAAGAGCCAAAGGAUGGCUUCCUUUCUGUUAUACCUAUCAAAUGUUGAAGCAGGAGGAGAAACAAUGUUCCCUUAUGAGGGUGGUUUGCAUAUUGAUACGGAUUAUGAUUAUCGAAAAUGCAUUGGUUUGAAGGUUAAGCCACGACAGGGCGAUGGACUUUUAUUUUAUUCACUGUUACCAAACGGGAAAAUUGAUAAGACUUCUCUUCAUGGAAGUUGUCCAGUGAUUAAGGGAGAGAAAUGGGUGGCAACAAAGUGGAUUGAUGAUGAAGAGCAAUAGUACUACAGCAAAAAUGAUUUUAAACAACAAUGAAAUACUAUGAUCUAAAGAGUAAAAACCGUUGCAUAAAUUGUGAGUAUAGAAAUUCAUCUUCUAAAAUUUUGAAUAUUUGUAUUUUAAUAUUUAAUGAAUAUUAUAAUUUGGUAACACGAACAGUUAUGUUACUUUUGA
This is a messenger RNA of Vigna umbellata (rice bean), 651 nucleotides long. Lineage: Eukaryota; Viridiplantae; Streptophyta; Magnoliopsida; Fabales; Fabaceae. The record is from RefSeq and is a predicted model, not a curated record.